Messenger RNA from Canis lupus familiaris (dog), 1205 nucleotides. It is a transcript of the gene COMMD5, whose product is annotated as COMM domain containing 5. Gene Ontology annotation, cellular component: nucleus. Lineage: Eukaryota; Metazoa; Chordata; Mammalia; Carnivora; Canidae. The record is from RefSeq and is a predicted model, not a curated record. The transcript has 2 exons. Bases 159 to 833 code for a protein of 224 amino acids.
CCCGGGGCCGCUUCCGGCCUGGAGGCGGCGUGGCCCUCCGGCAGCUGCUGCGCGCGGUCCUCUGCAGGGCACGCGGUGGUCACGGCUUCUCUUCUCCCCGCCCUGGCAGCUGCGGCGGGGACUCUCCUCGGGGCUUCCGACCGGCCGGAGAAGCAGCCAUGUCUGCCGUGGGCGCCGCAGCGCCCUACCUGCAUCACCCCGGCGACGGGUACGCGGGCCGGCUGAGCUUCCUGGGGGCCCAGCUCCCCCCGCAAGUAGCUGCAAUGCCGCGGCUCCUGGCCGACCUGGACAGAGGCACCUUCAGAAAGCUGUUGAAGUUGGUGGUGAGCAGUCUGCAGGGAGAGGACUGCCGGGAGGCCGUGCAGCGCCUCGGGGCGGCUGCAGACCUGCCAGAGGAACGGCUGGGUGCCCUCCUCGCGGGCACACAUACGCUGCUCCAGCAGGCCCUCCGGCUGCCCGCCGCCAGCCUGAAGCCCGAUGCCUUCAAGGACCAGCUCCAGGAGCUCUGCGUCCCCCAAGACCUGGUCACAGACUUGGCCAGCGUGGUGUUUGGGAGCCAGCGGCGGCUCCUCAACUCUGCGGCGGGGCAGCGGGGGGCCUGGCUGCCCCGUGUCGCCGGCUUGCGGUGGAGGGUGGAUGUGGCCAUCUCCACCAGUGCCCUGGCCCGCUCCCUGCAGCCGAGCGUCCUGAUGCAGCUGCAGCUGUCGGAUGGGUCAGCCUACCGCUUCGAGGUGCCCGCCGCCAAGUUCCAGGAGCUGCGGUACAGCGUGGCGCUGGUGCUGAAGGAGAUGGCCGACCUGGAGAAGAAGUGUGAGCUCAAACUGCAGGACUGACCGGGCUUGCAGCCCCACCGCAGUCACGUGGGAGGAGCCGGCCCUUCCUGGAGGCGUCCUCAGUGAGAUGUAAGAAUCUCAUCAUGUCCUACUCGGUUCAGUUGAGGAGGUUGUAUUUUCCCUUUUUAUUGGAAAUAAAGCAACAACAAAAAAAAGUGUCCUGGGGGAUCCCUGGGUGGCGCAGCGGUUUGGCGCCUGCCUUUGGCCCCAGGGCGCGAUCCUGGAGACCCGGGAUCGAAUCCCACAUCGGGCUCCCGGUGCAUGGAGCCUGCUUCUCCCUCUGCCUGUGUCUCUGCGCCUCUCUCUCUCUGUGACUAUCAUAAAUAAAUAAAAAAAAAAGUGUCCUGGGAGGGCAUCACACUGCGCACCCCU